Molecule: messenger RNA, 3096 nt
Organism: Phlebotomus argentipes
Lineage: Eukaryota; Metazoa; Arthropoda; Insecta; Diptera; Psychodidae
Gene: Parp1
Product: poly [ADP-ribose] polymerase
Exons: 7
Coding region: 121-3096 (991 amino acids)
Cellular component (GO): nucleus
Molecular function (GO): DNA binding; NAD binding; zinc ion binding
Source: RefSeq, a predicted model, not a curated record
UGGCAUAUCACCGGGAGCUUCCGAGAAUUUCACAACGCGUCUGAACUUGUUUUCCGUGUUUUCUUCUCCCAAUACAUUCCGAGGAUUUGCUGAGGUUUUCGUGAAAAGAUUUGUCUAAUCAUGGAUUUGCCAUUCUUAGCUGAGUACUCGAAGAGUAAUCGGGCGUCUUGUCGAUUUUGCAAGAACAAAAUUGAGAAAGGCGAGUUAAGGAUAGCCGCCAUGGUCCAGUCGGCGUUUCAUGAUGGUAAGCAGCCGAAUUGGUUCCAUUCCAAGUGCUUCUUUGAGAAACAACGUCCGGCGUCUGAAGGCGACAUCGCCGGCUUCGCUAUGCUCCGGACGAAGGAUCAGGAAUUCAUAUCCAAGGAAAUCGCCAAGAUCACCCAGCCGGGCGCGUCGACUUCCGGGAAAGGUAAGGGCAAAAAACGGGGAGCGUCAAAUACACUGAUUCGUGAUUUUGGCGUGGAGUAUUCCAAGUCAGAUCGCGCCACGUGCGCUGGAUGUCAGCAGAAGAUCCUCAAGGGUGAGGUGCGCAUCAAGAAGAUCGCCUAUGACACGGAAGUGGGAAUGAAGUUCGGCGGACAGCCUCUGUGGCACCAUGUUGAGUGUUUUGUUCAGUGCCGCCAAGAUGUGGGCUACUUCACGAGUGGGGAUCAACUCCCUGGCUACAAUGCUCUAUCAAAGGAGGAUAAGAAUGCUGUGAAGAAGGCUCUACCUGCUGUUAAUGAGGCUGACUUGCCUGUGGCAAUCAAGAAAGUCAAGACAGAAAAGGAGGAGCCAGAAGACAAAGCGCUGAAGAAGACGAUGAAGAAGCAGAAUGAUAAGUUCUUUGAUCUGCAUCGCUUGCUCGAGGAGCGAGAAUUGAAGAAGAACCAUUUGAUUGACAUCUUGGAGGCCAACAAGCAGGAUGUUCCAGAAGGCUUAGAUGCUGUGAAGAAUCUCGUGUGCGAUAUCCUCGUCUUUGGCGCUCUGAAGCGCUGCAAAGAGUGCGGCGGUCAGCUAAUGUUCAACGAUAAUGGCUACAAGUGCACGGGAAACAUCUCGGAGUGGGCAAAGUGUGAGCAUAUGGAGAAGGAACCAGAGAGAUUCAAGGCCAAGAUCCCGAAGGGCAUUGUUGAGAAGUUUGAUCUGAAAAGCGUAAAGCCCGCCGUUGACAAGCGCGUCUUCAAAUACUACACAGCGAGUGUGGAGACUGUGAAGGCGAUGGUCAAGGAUGAGACUGAUGGGCCGAAAGUUGUUCGCGAAAAGGGGAAGCUGUACAACAUGGAAUUCUUCGUGAUUGGCAAGCUUCAGCGCACCAAAGACGACAUUCGUGCGGCUCUGAGACCUUUUGGCGGUCGCGUAGGCACGCGUAUUCACGAGAACACCAUGGCAGUGAUCUCCAAUGAGAAAGAAGUGGAGAAGAUGAACGGAUCAAUGGCACUGGCGAAGCAGUACAAGAUUCAAGUGGUGCCUGUGACGUUCCUGGAUGAGAUCGCCAAUGUGGAUGUGUUUCAAUACAUAACAUCCAAUUCCCUGUGUGACUGGGGUGCAGAUCCUGCCACGCGUGUCAAGGCUGAGGAGGCAAAGUCCAAGUCCAAGAGCAUUUACGAGAAGUCAGUGUCCAAGUCUGUGACUAUGCGUGUGAAGAAUGGCUCGGUCAUUGAUCCCGAUUCCGGGCUGGAGGAUGUGGCUCAUGUGUACAAGGAGAAGGGCAAGCAGUGGGCAGUUGUGCUCAACAAUGCGGAUGUGCAAACGUCUAAGAAUUCAUACUAUAAGUUGCAGCUGCUGGAGGCGGAUAAUAAGCGUCAAUAUUGGAUCUUCAGAGCGUGGGGACGAAUUGGCACGACCAUUGGAAGCAACAAGUUGUCCAAUUACAGAGACUUGAGCGAGGCAAUGGUGGAAUUUGAGUCUCAAUACCUGGACAAGACGGGCAAUGAUUGGGGAGUUGGCAAGUUCAAAAAGCAACCGGGAAAAUACUUCGAAUUGGAUAUUGAUUAUGGCGAUAAUGGAAUGGAUAAUAUGUCGAUGGUGAGCGACAUACCGUCCAAACUGGAUCUUCCGGUGCAGAAUCUUAUCCGGAUGAUCUUCGAUAUUGACGCCAUGAAGAAGGUGAUGCUGGAAUUUGAGCUGGACAUGGACAAGAUGCCGCUGGGGAAGCUGAGUGAGAAGCAAAUCCGAUCGGCUUAUGGCGUGCUGACUGAACUUGCGCAGAUGGUUGAGAAUGGCGGAAGCAAUGGCAAGUUUAUUGACGCCAGUAAUCGCUUCUUUACUCUCGUGCCGCACAAUUUUGGCGUGAAGAAGCCACCGAUUCUUGACACGGUGGAGGAGAUUCAGAGCAAGAUCACCAUGUUGGACAAUCUGAUGGAGAUUGAAGUGGCGUACAGUCUGCUGAAGGGUGGCAAGCUGAAGGAAGCUUCAGCUUCAGCGUCUGCUGUGAAUCCCAUUGACAGUCACUAUGAUCAGCUCAAGACGGAACUUGUUGUGCUGGACAAGACAAGCGAGGAGUUUGCUCUGCUCGCCAAGUAUGUGAAGAACACCCACGCGGAGACGCACAAUUUGUACAAUCUCGAGAUCGAGGAGAUCUUCAAGGUGAAGCGCAAUGGUGAGGAUCGGCGCUACAAGCCCUUCAAGAAGCUCCACAACAGGCGACUUCUCUGGCACGGAUCGCGUCUCACGAACUAUGCGGGCAUUCUCUCGCACGGUCUCAAGAUCGCCCCGCCAGAAGCUCCAAUCACGGGCUACAUGUUCGGCAAGGGAAUCUACUUCGCCGAUAUGGUUACCAAAUCCGCCAAUUACUGCUGCACCAAUCCCACGGAUAAUACAGGACUCAUGAUACUCUGCGAGGUGGCUCUGGGUGAUAUGGAGGAGUACACACAAGCCAAGUAUGUGACGAAGCUCGCGUCUGGAAAGCACAGUGUGAAGGGCGUGGGAAAGUCCUUCCCGGAUCCAAAGCAGAGCGUCAAGCGUGAGGACGGCGUUGAGAUUCCCCUGGGAAAGGCCGUGAAGAAUAAUCAGCUGAAGAAUGCGUCUCUGCUCUACAAUGAAUAUAUCGUCUACGAUGCGGCUCAGGUGAAUAUUCAGUAUCUCUUCAAGAUGAACUUCAAUUACCGCUUCUAG